AUGUCAAUUCUGGAUUGCUUUGCGGGUUAUCCUAGCAGAGUAUCGGAUAUAAGAAUUUUUCGAAAUUCGCCAAUAUAUGAAGAUUUCACGAAUCAUCCGAAUAAUUAUUUUGAUGAAAAUCAAUUUAUUAUCGGAGAUAAAGCAUAUCCCGUUUUACCAUGGUGCAUACCUCCCUACAUCGAGAGAAGAAACGUUACCGAUAGGCAAAAACAUUUUAAUUUUUGCCACGCCAAGUCUCGCCAAGUAAUUGAACGUUGUUUUGCUCUUUUAUUUGGAAGAUUUAGGCGACUCAGAUAUCUUGAUAUGAAUCGAAUAGACUUCAUAGCACCAACAAUAAUUGCUGCAUACGUUUUACACAACAUAUGCUUAAAUAGAAAAAUCAGCCAAGAAAAUCAGGAAAUACAAGACAUGUAUAUAGAUGAAGGGCUCCAGGCAGUGGUGAAUAACGCUAGCAAUGUUAAUCAUGAAGCAGCUAAUUACGACAAUAUGAAUGCGCAAGAACUGGAAAAAGAAGGUCACAUAUUACGGGACAGAAUUGCAGAAAAUUUGUAUCCGUUUCAAUAA
Messenger RNA from Wasmannia auropunctata (little fire ant), 564 nucleotides. RefSeq lists its product as uncharacterized. The record is from RefSeq and is a predicted model, not a curated record. The transcript has a single exon. The coding region runs from base 1 to 564 and encodes 187 amino acids. NCBI's taxonomy places the organism in Eukaryota, Metazoa, Arthropoda, Insecta, Hymenoptera, Formicidae.